Microtus oregoni (creeping vole) is the source of this 2980-nucleotide messenger RNA. It is a transcript of the gene Tmem169, whose product is annotated as transmembrane protein 169. The transcript is spliced from 3 exons. The record is from RefSeq and is a predicted model, not a curated record. NCBI's taxonomy places the organism in Eukaryota, Metazoa, Chordata, Mammalia, Rodentia, Cricetidae. The coding region runs from base 209 to 1102 and encodes 297 amino acids.
GAGCUGGACCGCUCCUGGCCUGCAGCCCUCUGCAUCCUCCGCCUCCCGCCUCCCUCCUGGGUCCCAGUGCAAGUGUGGGUCGCAUGUAUCUUUGGGGACAUGUUUGCAUAGUCCUUUCUAGGUAGAAGCUGUGUGAUGCAUGGACCUUGAGUUUGCUCAAGCAAGUCAAACUCAUCUAACGUAAGCUGGGCUAUUUCUCAGGACUGGGAUGGAAGAGUCAGCACCAGCAGAAACCCAGAGCCAGCUCCCAAGCCCCCACCAUGGCUCACUGAGGAGGGCAGUGGCUGCUGCGCUGGCCCUGGAUGGCGAGUCCACAAUGGGCCGCAGGAAGAAGAAGAGGAAAGAGUCUCGCCCAGAGUCCAUCAUCAUCUACCGGUCAGAUAAUGAGAAGAUGGACGAAGAGCCUGAAGAGUCAGAAGGUGGAGAUCGGCCUAAAGAGGAGGAAGGGGAGGAUUUCCUGGACUACCCUGUAGAUGACGGUGUGUGGAAUAUGCCUUCGGACAGCCGCUACGUCACGCUAACGGGGACCAUCACGCGCGGGAAGAAAAAGGGUCAGAUGGUGGAUAUCCAUGUCACCUUGACAGAGAAGGAGCUGCAGGAACUGACCAAACCUAAAGGGCUGUCCCAGGAAGUAGCCCCUGAGGGAAGAAGGGCCUGCCAGGUGGGGGCAGACCAGGGUCCACACGUGGUUCUCUGGACGCUGGUCUGCCUGCCUGUGGUCUUCGUCCUUUCUUUUGUAGUGUCGUUCUACUAUGGCACUAUCACCUGGUACAACAUCUUCCUUGUGUACAACGAGGAGAGGACCUUCUGGCAUAAGAUUUCCUACUGCCCCUGCCUCAUUCUCCUCUACCCGGUGCUCAUCAUGGCCAUGGCCUCCUCCCUGGGGCUCUAUGCCGCUGUGGUUCAGCUCUCGUGGUCCUGGGGAGCGUGGUGGCGAGCUGCCUGUGACAUGGAGAAAGGCUUCUGCGGCUGGCUCUGCAGCAAGCUGGGCCUGGAGGACUGCUCUCCCUACAGCAUCGUGGAACUGCUGGAGUCUGACAAUACCUCAGGCAAUCUCUCCAACAAGGACCCUAUCCAGGGAGUAGAAACCUCCACUGUCUAAACCACCGGUGACUUCUUUCCCAGGCCCUAGUAGUCAAUAGUCAUUCUACAGUUCUAGCAGGUUCUUUCCUUAAACCAUCCAAUACCCUUUACAGUCCUGGAAAAUCCUGGCUCACAUUGGUCAUCCCAUCAUCUUCAUCAUUCCAAGAGGGCAGGAAACAGAAAAGCAGUUCGUGUGAUAUACAAAUGUGUCUUGGCUCUUUGCCCUAAAAUGACCAUUUAUCUGGGAUACGGAGAUCCAUUAUAAAUUCCCUCAGGGGCCUGAAGGUGUUAUUGGUGCCUGUAAUCCAGGGAAGUGUGUGCCUAAAUGUGACAGAAAGAAUAAAGAGGCUCAGGGGUGGGGCCGGAGAGAUGGCUCAGGUUCAGAGCACUGGCUGUUCUUCCGGAGGUCCUGAGUUCAAUUCUCAGAAACCACAUGGUGGCUCAGAGCCAUCUAUAGUGGGAUCUGAUGCCCUCUUCUGGCAUAAAGUCAAUAGAGCACUCAUAUGCAUAAAAUAAAUAAAAAAAUCUUGAAAAGAGGCUCAGGGGUAACCAAAUCCACCUAGAAAAUAGCUGGAGCUGGAAUGACAUAUUUAGGGAGCUGAGCUACCGCUAUAAACUGUGUGCAUCACUUGUGCUUAGAGAGAAUGACAUGUAAGUAAAGCCCCAAACAUCAGUGAACCAAACAAGAGAGAAAUCCAUUUCCUUUUUAUAUAGACGUCUGUAGGUGGACCGUCCCAGGACCCUGUGAUGUCAUCUGGAGUUCUCUGGAUGAUGGAAUGUGGUCCUCAGGGCUCGUAUCUUCAGUUUCCGAUUUCCAAAUGCUGACAACAUCUCCAGCGGUACAUCUACAUCAUAGCAGUGUUCCUGGAAAACACAGAAGAAGCAAAGGAGGGCACAAAGCCCCCGUCAAUAUUUAUUAUAUCUCAUUGACCACACUAUAGUCAUAUAGCCUCACCAUCCAAAGAUACUGGGAAAUGUAGUCUUUUAUCUGGGUAGCUAUAUUCCUAGAUGAUAUUGGGGUUAUGUGGUUUUGUGGGAACAGGGAGAAUAGCUUUUUGGCUGGUGGGUAGGAGUCUACAUCUUAUGAUAGGUACUUAGAUGAUUCAGAGUUCCAAACUACUAGUGCAGUUUUAUUUAUUUAUUUGUUUAUUCAUUAUUUUGGCCCUAGUCUUACACAGAGGAUUUAAAGAUAGAUAUGAGCUGCAUACACUAUGCAUAUGCCUUAGAUAGUAGCAUCUCAUGUACUUGGCAACUUAACUUUUGCCAUGUGAUUUCAGGUUUCUUUAGAAAGCCCAUUAGAUAGAAGCAUACAGUCAUAUAAUCACAGUAUAAUUCUUCCUGGGAAGGAAGGGGGAACAGGGAUUGACAGUAUUUAAUCUAUAAACUAUAGAGACGGAGGGGGAGGGGAAUCUGCCGAACACUAACCCAGCAGGGAUCAGUAGCUUAAAACACAAACCAUGUUUAGCUUGUACUCUGAUCCAACCCAGGAGCCUUACUCACUCGAUCUUUCCAGCAUGAAGCUCCUCUGGCAGAACUAGGAAUAACACAACAAAUCCAUCCAGGUGAAAAGAUUCUGGAUGGAAGAAAGAACAAGUUCAUUCUUAAGAGUGUACUGGCUUCAAAAUGUCAAGUCCUAAGAGGUCAGCGAGUUCUGGAGUUUGGGUUCUUACAAGAAGGGGUGAUGUUCAUUUUUCGUUGUCUCAGAAAGAAGUGCUUUGAAAACCUGCCAUGAACUGAACUAGAGGGGUUGAUCAAACUCCCCCAACUGCCACCCAGGGACAUUCAUUUAAUGUAUGGUGCUGAACUCCACUUUCAGAGAAUUAAAAAACAAUCCUGUUAUUAGCUUGAUCAGAAGAAAAGGAAAAUGUGUCCAGUAUUUUUGAGAAUAGCUGUGGUG